UGUACUCCUUCGCGCUUCGGUGCUUGUGGAGCAGGAUGCACGUUGCGUGGCAUUUGUGGUUCGUUUCUUAGCUUGUUUUGAAAUCGAAGAUAUAGGAUAUGUGUAGUUCGGAAAAGGAUUUCCAUCAUUAGACACGGAUUCUCAGUGAAACUAUGAAGCGAUCUGAAAUCAGUUUGGGAAUGAACAUUUGAGUGCGGGAUAUUUGGCAACUCGCAUUCGCACCGGAAUUUUUCCUGCCUAACCUCGCAGUGAGGUCGCUUUCAAUUCAACUUAGUGAGGAAACUAAGCAUCGUGUGGUGAGGCUACCGCUCCGUUCUCGGUGCAGGUUGCUCUAUCUCGUCUGCGGUAAAGAAGAGGGCAACGAUGCAGUUUUGAUCCAUCUGGAAGUUGUCAAUUUGAAUGAAUGAAAUGGAUCGUUUUCCAUAACGACAGUUAUAAAGGGCAUUUAUGAGCGUGAAGCUGAAUGAAACAGAAUGGAUAUGUUUCUAGUUUUCAAGAUGGACACCUUUGUUGAGUAACAUUGCAAUUAAGAGUCUUUGCCAUUGAAAGGGGGAGAGGGGCCUUAUGGCAGAAAACUACACUAUUUAGGUCCAUGUACAUAAUCUACCAUGGCCAAAGUGCUCUGUGGCCUCCUGCUUCUGGGAAGUGCAGUAAUGUCAGCCAUUGCCUGCCCCAAGUACUGCGUGUGUCAGAACCUGUCCGAGUCUCUGGGCACCCUGUGUCCGUCUAAAGGGCUGCUCUUCGUCCCGCCAGACAUCGACCGCAGGACUGUAGAGCUGCGCCUGGGUGGGAAUUACAUCAUCCGGAUCACACAGCAAGACUUCGUCAACAUGACGAGCCUAGUGGACCUGACACUGUCGCGGAACACCAUCAGCUCUAUCCAGCCCUUUUCCUUUGUGGAUCUGGAGACACUGCGCUCACUGCACCUGGACAGCAACCGACUGACGGAGCUCGGGCCAGAUGCACUGCGCGGCCUGGUCAGCCUGCAGCACCUCAUCCUCAACAACAACCAGCUGAGCCGCAUCUCCAGCGAGACCUUCAAUGACCUGCUACUCACGCUCGAGGACCUGGACCUGUCUUACAACAACCUGCGUAGCAUGCCAUGGGAGGCUGUGCGCAAGAUGCUCAGCCUGCAUCAACUCAGCUUGGACCACAACCUCAUCAGCCAUAUCACCGAGGGCACCUUCACUGACUUGGACAAGCUGGCCCGUCUUGACCUGACAUCCAACCGGCUCCAGAAGCUGCCGCCUGACCCGAUCUUCGCAAGGUCACAGAGUGGCCUGGUGCCAAGCACUCCGUAUGCUCCUGCCCUCUCGCUCAGCUUUGGUGGCAACCCACUGCACUGCAACUGUGAGGUGCUGUGGCUGCGGCGACUGGAGCGCGAGGAUGACCAGGAGACUUGCGCAUCGCCAUCCAGCCUGAAGGGCCGCUACUUCUGGUACGUGCGCGAGGAGGAAUUUGUCUGUGAGCCGCCCCUCAUCACCCAGCACACGCACAAGCUCCUGGUGCUGGAGGGCCAGACGGCCAGCCUGCGCUGCAAGGCCGUGGGUGACCCCACGCCCUACAUCCACUGGGUUGCCCCCGAUGACCGCCUGAUCAGCAACUCUUCGCGAGCCACCAUCUAUGAGAAUGGCACCCUGGACAUUGUGGUGACCACGUCCAAGGACUACGGCACGUUCACAUGCAUUGCUGCCAAUGCUGCGGGGGAGUCCACAGCCUCAGUGGAGCUCUCCAUCAUUCAGCUGCCACACCUGAGCAACGGCACCAAUCGCACAGCCCAGCCCAAGUCCAGGCUGUCUGACAUUACCAGCUCGGCCAAGACCAGCAAAGGGGAGGCAAAAAUACAGCCGGAGCAGGUGGUGACCGUGUCAGAGGUCACCUCGGUCUCUGCCCUGAUCAAGUGGACUGUGAACAAAGUGACUCCCAAGGUGAAAAUGUACCAGCUCCAGUACAACUGCUCAGAUGAUGAGGUCCUCAUUUACCGGAUGAUCCCAGUGGCCAGCAGAGCUUUUGUGGUCAAUAACCUGAUGCCGGGGAUGCAGUAUGACCUGUGCGUGCUUGCCAUCUGGGACGACACUGCCACCACCCUCACUGCCACCAACAUAGUGGGCUGCGUACAGUUCGUGACCCGCGAUGACUACCCCCGCUGCCAGUCCCUACACACCCAGUUCCUUGGGGGGACCAUGAUUCUGGUGAUAGGUGGCGUGAUCGUGGCCACUCUCCUGGUAUUCAUUGUCAUCCUCAUGGUGCGGUACAAGGUGAGCAGCGGUUUGCAGGUAUCUAAGCUGGUGACUGUCAGCAACACUUACUCGCAGACCAACGGCGGGUUGCAGGCGGCACAGUGGUUGAAUGCGGGCCCCCCACCCCUGGCCCCCAAGGCUGUGGUUGUGAUGCAGGACGAGGUGGUGGAGUUCAAGUGCGGCUCCCUAAGGAGCAGCCUCUCCUCUUCCUCCUCGGCAGACUCGAUCGGAUGCGAGAAGGUGGCACGCUACCACCUCCGCCAUGACUCAAGAACCCUGCCCAGCAGGUGGAGGCAGGCUCCGGCCAAGACACGGCCGAACCUGGACCACCUGCUGGGUGCCUUCGCUUCCCUAGACCUGAAGGCCCCAGCCGGGGAUCUGGGUGGCCCCUCGUCGGCGAGAGCCGUGUCUGUAGUCGUGGACCCCAUUUCUGACAAAGAGCCUCUGCUGGGCCGCGGGGAGUCCAGACUGGGGCGGCUGUGGGCAUUGCCGUUGGAGAGCAAGCCUAAGCGCAGUCACUCUUUCGACAUGGGUGAGUUUGGGGCAUCAGCGUCAGGAUACAUAACCUACCCACGGCGCAUCAGCAACAUCUGGACUAAGAGGAGCCUCUCGGUGAACGGCAUGCUGCAGCAGUGUGAGGAGAGUGAGGGUGAGGCAGACAAAGGGAUGUUUGGCAGCUCUGAGUGGGUCAUGGAGAGUACAGUCUGAUAACGGACCAACCACAGUGCUUUCCAGGAAAUGGAGCAAAUGGACUGAUGACUUUUCCAGAAGGAUUCUUGGGACCACAUUGAUUGGAUAUCCCAGAAGUGUGGAUGACUGUAGUGCAUGAAUCCCCACAUUAAUGAUAUUGUCUUUCUGUCCAUUUGAUCGAUUUACAGACUCCAGGUUGACAUUCUACGAGUAAGCCUAGGCACAGGUUGGCCCUUAUCACUAAAGCCUGAAUGGGAAAACCUUCACACACUGCCUUCCCAGUAUGAGGGCAGUUGUUGACUGAUGCCCAAUCAUGAACGAUGAGGGAGUAUCGCUGUAAAUGGACAGACAAUAAAAGAGAGGCUCUUUCAGGCUGUGCACUUUACCUUGCCAAGAGGAUUUACCCCAGUUAAGUGCAUGUGCAUCUUAAUAGACUGAAUGUACUCAGCAGAUGGGAACACAUUUUUACCAAGAGGAGAAAUCAAAAAAUAAAAUGCAAAUGUAAUAAGGUAUUUUUAAUUUCUUUUUAUAUAAUUUCUACCUUAAGUUAUCUGAUGUUUUAAAUCAACAUUUUCUUUUUCUUUUAUUGGAAACAAUUGAAUGGAUUGAAAAAUUCCAGUCUGUCCAGUCCAACAAAGAAACUUUUCACCCAUAGCAUUAUGUAGAGAAAACAUCUAUACAAUUGUCUGUUUUAUUUGUUAUUAAAUAAUAGGAAAGGGGGACAGGGGUUUGAAUGUACAUUUUUAUAUGACAAUUGUCCAUUACAUGUUAUUAGAAAAUGUGUGCCUCUCUGUUUAGUAAUAUUAAUAUAUUUAAGUAUUUAUUAGUAAUCUUUAUAUUGGCUAUCCAUGUAAACAUUUGAAAACUAAAUUACAUAUUAAUGUAAUGGUUCGUCGAUGAUAUGUGAUGAAAGAAAAAUGUCCUCUCCUUAGGAGGAAUAUUAAGUCAGUUGUCAGCUAUAAGAUAGUACUGUACAGGGUUAUUCAAUCAUAAAAACUAAAACUCCAAACAUUGAUCAUUUCUAACACUGAUCAUUUGUCUUUUAUUUAUCUUUUGAAUCAUUUGUUGGAUAAGUUGUGGGUAAAGUCCUUAAAGUUUUAGCUUGACCUAUAUAGAUAUAAUUGGCAGGAACUGUGUGAGAGUGGCUAUACCUGGUUCACUGCCCCCCAUUUAUCAGUGUAUCAAGUUCAGGCAAAUAACUGAAGCUCAUGAGAAAGUUACCCAUAGAUUGUGGCAGAAGUCUUGACAGGGCCAAUAAAUAAAACUAAAAUGUUUCUGCCCCCUUUUCAAUUUGAAGUUUCAGGCCACCCUUCAAAACAUAUAACCAAUGUCUAUUUUUCUUAUUUGGAAAAUGUUUAUUUUUAUAUUUUGUGCACAGGUAAGAGUUUUAUUGCCUUUGUUACAUAUAAUUAUUCCAUAAUUGUGAAAGAAUGAAGUAAAUGUAAUUAUCACACUAUAUGUUUUUGUGUUUCUUUGUUUUUUUGUUUUAACAUUUCAAGUAACAUUAAAGAUUUGGGGAUUCAUUGUUUUUAGUUUGUUAUUACUCUCGGUGUAUGAAGCUUUCUAUUGAAUUUUUGUACAAUAGCUAUGUGAGAAUGUAUGAAAGCAAACUGUACAGUAAUCUUUUUAUUUUACCAAUCAGCAACAGUGAGAAGGUGCUUUACUGUGUUGUCACAACAUAAGUGUGUAUGUGAAGUUACAUAGACACAAUUUUCCUUGAGUUGUGAAAAAAGGAAGAAAAGGAAGUCUUCUGUAAAACUUUUCUGUGUUCAAAAUGUUUUUGUUAUAAACAAAAGAUAAACACGAGUCCAUAAAAUACACCUUG
Molecule: messenger RNA, 4755 nt
Organism: Electrophorus electricus (electric eel)
Lineage: Eukaryota; Metazoa; Chordata; Actinopteri; Gymnotiformes; Gymnotidae
Product: leucine-rich repeat and fibronectin type-III domain-containing protein 2
Cellular component (GO): postsynaptic density membrane; cell surface
Molecular function (GO): protein binding
Source: RefSeq, a predicted model, not a curated record